AUGGCGACGUCGACCGUUGCAAGAAGUAUGGCGAGCUUCUUAUCCAUUGCGAUAUUUUUGGCCACCACGGGCACGAUGGUUACCGCCGAUCUAGUGCCAAUAUCGGUGUUCCCUACAAAUGCAACUUCAGAACCACCAGAGUCAAUGACCAAGGUGAAGUUGAGCGGGCCGGCAUCCCCCGAUCACAUCUUCGACCUGGCUCCGCUCACCUCAGAGGUGGGCAAAGGACAGACUGCCGGUGCAGUGAAGCAAGUUAUAUUCUCAGGCGUUGGGAAAAACCCAGAUUAUAUGACGGCUAAGGACUUGACGCCAUCAGAUGUUGCCUUCAUCAGUUGCGACCCCAAUGAUUCGAAUAUAAGCGCCUCCCAAGUCGUCCAAACCGCCAGCGGGAUAUCGCCGAAGGCCAUUAUCCUUUAUAGCGAGAUAGCCAACGUGUGCAACUUCACCGGGAGUACCUCGUACACAUCGAUAUUUACUAUGAUAUCAAUGGCCGAUGUGCAGACCAUGAUAACUACCAUGGGGCUUUAUCCCGAUUCGUCCGAUGACCUUGCUGCAAAGGUUGGCACGAACGCAACAUUGAGCGGCUCGACAAGCUCUUCGUCAAGCAGUUCUGAUGGUGGAGCUGCCCCGACAACUGCUGUUGCUAUGAGCAUACUUUACAGUAUUACCGGCAUUAUCACCUUGCUCUUCUUGGUCAUUAUUGCGACCGGUGCAGUGCGCGCACACCGGCACCCCGAACGAUAUGGGCCCCGAAAUGGAUACUCAGGAAGACCAAGGCAGAGUCGGGCGAAAGGCCUCGCUAGAGCUAUGCUAGAGACUCUACCAAUUGUGAAGUUUGGCGACCCGGCGCCGGCGAAGCCAGGAAGCAGGGACGUGGAACUAGAAGAGGGAGCCUCAAGUGUUCAUCACCCGCCGGCCGAGACUGGCCCACAACAAGCGGAAAUCUCCACCGAGCAACGACCCAAAUCUCCUGUAGUGGCGAAGUUGGCCUCUGCUACAUCAGAUGAGGGGAAAGCGAAAGACGAUGCCGCAAAGAGUAGCGCAGUGGAAGAAGCAGCUGUCCCAAAAGAAGGAGAACUUGGCUGCUCAAUCUGCACAGAGGAUUUCACAACCGGAGAAGAUGUGCGAGUGCUACCUUGUCAACACAAAUAUCAUCCCGCUUGUAUCGAUCCUUGGCUAUUGAACGUGUCUGGUACCUGUCCAUUAUGCCGCCAUGAUCUCCGCCCUGAUGCAGCCGAAGGAUCUAACGGCGCUGCCACCACCACCACCACUGCCGCCACCGAUGAUCUCCCUCCACCUCUUGGUGCUGAGUCUCCCACGGGGACGUCUGGCCUAUCAGCUGCCGAAGAUGCUACGUCGACUCAUCAACGUCACCGCAUGUCACGAUUCCUGGAUCUCAACAGGCUCCGGCAUGCCCCACCAGAUGAACGAAUCGCAGCAUUACGACGUCUAAGAGAGGAAUCGAGAUCUGAAGGGGAGCCAGUCAUCGAAAACGCCGAAGAACAUCAAAGUGGGAGAGCCAGGCUAACGUCCCGGUUACGAGACAAGUUUCGAAUACGGACGCGGAUGCAGAAUGCCACCGUUCCGGAAUAG
Molecule: messenger RNA, 1593 nt
Organism: Venustampulla echinocandica
Lineage: Eukaryota; Fungi; Ascomycota; Leotiomycetes; Helotiales; Pleuroascaceae
Exons: 3
Coding region: 1-1593 (530 amino acids)
Source: RefSeq, a predicted model, not a curated record